This is a messenger RNA of Trichobilharzia szidati, 2339 nucleotides long. NCBI's taxonomy places the organism in Eukaryota, Metazoa, Platyhelminthes, Trematoda, Strigeidida, Schistosomatidae. The record is from the annotation of a GenBank genome assembly.
CAGAUUAGGUGUGGAUGUAGAAAUUUGUUUGCCAUUGGUUAUAAUCCAUCAUUUUGUGUGUGACUUUCUAGGUCAUUAUUGUUAGCGUAUACCCGCGUUGUUCGUAAAUGGAUGAACUUGAUUCUUUAUUGAAUGAGUUGCACCAAACAAAUCAGAAGAUUCUACAGAAAAAUAAAUACUGCAAUUCUUAUUGUGAUUACAGCAGUUCCUUCACCAAUGUGACUGGUAGUGAUCAGCAGACAGGAACAGAUAACUCUACUGGAAACAAAUCUUCAUUAGAGCAAGAGAAUUACAGCAAUGGUCUGAAAAAUAGCCAGCCGAAGAAUGUGCAGGAGCUUAAUGAAAUGCUUGCUGAUCUUGAUAACUUCGACUAUGUUCAACUAAAUUAUACUCCACAGGGAUAUUCAAACUACAUUCAAAGCCAAACGAAUCAAUUGGAGGAAAGUUCUACCUGUAAUACAAAUACACCAACAAUCGUAAAUAGUCAUUCCGAUUAUGAUUUACACAGUCCACAAUCAAAUGAUGAACAUACUAUUUUAGCUGUGAAAGAAGCAUCACGCCAAUUGGAUGAUUUAUUAUAUUCCUUAAAACAAUUUAAAGUGAGUAAUCAUCAAAGUGAUUCAGGAGCUGAACUACCGAGUAGUAUGAGCAAUUCAUUCAUUGAUAACAAUUCAUCAUCUGAUGUUCACCAGAGAAAUUCACAAACACCUUCGAAUAAGUCAUCUACAACAUCAAGUCAUAGAAUUGAUAAUGCUAACAACAUAAAUACUAUGGAUAAUAUUAUGGACAGUAGUCUCAAUAAUGAAAAUUAUCAAUCAUAUCAAAAUCAUGAUUAUAAUACUUAUCAGUAUACUGACAAUGGAAGCAGUACAACACGAUUACAAAGGCAGCAUGCUCAACGUGUUACAGUGCCAAAAUAUGAAAAAGACAAAAGUGUUCAACCUAGUGAACACUGUCCAACUCAAUUACUGAAUUCAAUGCUUAACGAUUUAUCAUCUGAAUUAUCUCAACAUGGUGCAAAAACAAAUCCACGAGGAGAAUGUUAUGCCUGUAAAAAGCCUAUCAAUGGAACACUUAUCACAGCUAUUGGUAAAGAAUGGCAUCCAGAGCACUUUACAUGUGCCAGUUGUCGUGUUGGCCUUGUUCGUCAAGAUUUUUAUGAACGGGAUGAUCAAGCCUAUUGCACGCAGUGUCAUGUUCAAAUGUUCUCUCCAAAAUGCGGUUACUGUGGAGAAGCUGUUGUUUCGAAGUGUGUUUUAGCAUUAUCACGUGCUUGGCAUCAUGAACACUUCUUUUGUUAUGAAUGUCAUUCAAAUUUCAAUGGAUUAUCACCAGUACAUGAACAAAACGGUCGACUGUAUUGCUCGAAUUGUUAUUUUACAAAAUUUGGAACUCCAUGUUCUGGUUGUCAGCAGCCGAUUACAGAUGCUUAUAUUACAGCAUUGGAUAUGCCUUGGCAUAAAGACUGUUUCACUUGUCGUGAUUGCAAUAAAGUACUAACUGGAUCUAACUUUCAUGAAAUUGAUGGAUAUGCUUAUUGUGAUUCACACUAUUAUUCUAGGCGUGGUUUAUUAUGCAUAGCAUGCUCAUUACCAAUAACUGGACGAUGUGUCAAUGCACUUGGUAAACGUUAUCAUCCAGAGCAUUUUAUAUGUGCUUACUGUUUACACCCAUUACAAACAGGUACAUUUAGAGAGCAUUCAGGUAAACCUUACUGUCAUCAGUGUUUUACACAGCUAUUUGGUUGAUAUUGAUAAACUUUUGAAUUGGAUUUUGAUACUCGUUUUAUUGGAUUAUAGACUAUUUAUGCCUUACUUACUUUAUUAAUAUAUUUGGCUUUCGAAAUCUUUAUUGAAUAUUGACAAUUAAUACAAUUUUAAACAACGAUAUUGACUCUAACUCUCAUGAUUUAAAAUGCUGUACAUAUUAUUUGUUAUACAUAUCCGAGUCAUGGUUAACUUUAUAUCUUUUCGUAUAUCUAUUUCAUUUUCUUUUGUCUUUAGUAAUAAAUUCCCCUUAGUGUUUUUGUUUGAUGUCAUGUAUCAAGAUUCCUGAUUUGAAACCCAAAAAGUACAUACAUAUACGUCUGUAUAUACACCUGUAUGUACUCUUAAGAUUUUCAUAUUUUCCUGUUUUUUAUAUUAACGUUUUGAAAAAUAAUAAAAUAAGGAGGUUUCAUCAACUGCAAAUUUAUUUCAUAUUUAAAAUUCCCUCUUCUUUCCAGUAUUACCUGUUAACAUUAUAACAGGCUGUUUUUUUUCUUUUUCAAAAACUUUAAUGUGUACAACUUCUGACGAAUUUAAUGAGAAAAAUAUAUCAAUGCUUUUUAAGUUAAUGAG